This is a messenger RNA of Entrophospora candida, 558 nucleotides long. Lineage: Eukaryota; Fungi; Glomeromycota; Glomeromycetes; Entrophosporales; Entrophosporaceae. The record is from the annotation of a GenBank genome assembly.
AUACCACACCAAUUAAACGAAUUACAAUCUUUUUAGUAUCAAUUAUUUUGGGAAUAACUUUUCAUGGUUGGAAAAUUUGGUUGCCUCGAGUUAUGAGUUCCCUUUGUAGAUGUCCACGAUUAAUCUCAAAACUCCAUGCAAUUCUUCAUUCAGCAAAUGUGGUUUCCUAUAAUUGGGAUCAUGAAGUUCGAAAACAAAAAGAAAGAAUGAAAAAUGCUGAUCCAAUUGGUAGACUUGAAGUUGGUAGUGAAAUUUAUAAUCUGGCUGCUAUAGAUAAUAUAGAUUUACAAGAAAAAACUUAUGGAUAUGGCAAUCAUUAUGAUGUUGCUAAACAUAGUGCACAUGCUAUGCUUCACAUGCUAUUCCAGGUUAAGAUUCCUUCAAGUUUGCAGUUUAAUCCUUCAGUUUUCUUUUCUGAGCCAUCUGAUCAAAUUUUUGAUCAAUUAAUUUCAAAAAAAAUAUAUGAAUUUGGUGUUAAAGAUAUUCACCUUAAAAUUAGUGAAACUGUUGAACUGGGAUGCAAAUUUGCUAAGCCAAAUGUGGUUAUUUUGAAUGCUG